Messenger RNA from Prorocentrum cordatum, 1623 nucleotides. The record is from the annotation of a GenBank genome assembly. Lineage: Eukaryota; Dinophyceae; Prorocentrales; Prorocentraceae.
AGUCCUUUGGCCUCAAGACCUUUUUGGUCCAGGCCUCCUUUUUCGGGAAGUCGGGGCCCCUUCCCAGGCACCACCCGCGACGGCAUCCUCGGCCCGCCCUCGAAGGCAGACCUCUGCAGGGGCGGCAUGUUGCAGCUGCCCGGGAGGUACUGCAGGGCGUACGUGAAGGGGGGCUGCUCCAGGGGCAGCCAGUGCCCGCUGCUGCACGGCCUGCACCUGACGGCGCCGCCCGCGUGGGAUUCCAGCGACGACACCAGCGACAAGGGCAGCGGCAGCGAGCACCAGACGUCGAGCUCCAGCAGCCGCAACUGGGCGGACAUGUCCGACGACCUGUGGACCGUCCAGCCAGCUCUGCCCACAGGCCAGCAUGCAGCCGAGCCCCCCCGUGCCCGGGCUGGCCCAGCUGGCGACGAGCUCCCGUCCUUCCGCGAGCGCCUCCCCAACUUCCCCGAGUUCCUCCCCCGCGAGGCCGGCGGCGCCCUGGCGUGCAGGGCCAGGGACGACGCGCACGGCCGCGACCGCCAGUCCAGGUCGGCCAUUCGGCGGAGGCAGCGGCAGCUGGGAGAGAAGUGGGCCGCGAUGCGGAGGCUCAACGACGCCACGUCUCAGCCAGCCUGGUAUGCGCUGGCCGGGAUGCCGCCGUGCCUGCCGCCCCCCCAGCACGCGCCGCGGACCGAGUCGAGCUCGCCUUCGAGGCCGCCAGCCCCUGCGACCUCGCCGAGGCGGGCGCGGCGCAAGAAGUGCCACGACGCUGACGACUCCGAUGACGGCGGCUCGGAUCCCGAGAACACGAAGGUCUCUUUAUGACAUCGGACAUCGGAGUCGUGCGCCCACGGAAACAAGCGUCUAGCCUGGGCGCUCUCGUUUGCCUAUGCCAGCGAAGCUGCCAGCCCUGGGUCUUCUAUGUAUCUCACUUCUCAUGCAUGCAUCCUUCUGAGUUUGGCGGCCAUACCUCACGGAACCUUCUGCCAAGUCGGGGACUGAUUAAAUCGACGUACAGAUUGCACAGGAGCGUCGAGCCCAAGGAGUGCCACGACGCUGAAGACUCCGAUGACGGCGGCUCGGAUCCCGAGAACACGAAGGUCUCUGUAUGACAUCGGACAUCGGAGUCGUGCGCCCACGGAAACAAGCGUCUAGCCUGGGCGCUUUCGUUUGCCUAUGCCAGCGAAGCUGCCAGCCCUGGGUCUUCUAUGUAUCUCACUUCUCAUGCAUGCAUCCUUCUGAGUUUGGCGGCCAUACCUCACGGAACCUUCUGCCAAGUCGGGGACUGAUUAGAUCGACGUACAGAUUGCACAGGGGCGUCGAGCCCAAUAUCUCCAGCGACUGGAGUGCACUUUUUUUCAUUGGGGCGCGACAGAUUUUUUUAUUGGGGCUCUACAGAUUGCCUCUUCGUCGCCCGAGACCGCUCAGCAAUCCACGCGGGGCUCGACGCCCCUCCAGCUUUCGCUACGGUAGGGGAGCGCUCGCCGAAGCACGGCGAUCGGGACCGACCGCUACAGGAGUCCCGAGACCCGGGAGGCUUCCUCUCGCUUCGCGGGGUGCACGUCCGGAGCACGUGCACAAUCGAGCCGGCGGAUCUGGCCAUCCAUGGCCAAGGGUUGCGAGACCUUGACCGUAGCUCCU